Messenger RNA from Parnassius mnemosyne (clouded apollo), 1593 nucleotides. The record is from the annotation of a GenBank genome assembly. Lineage: Eukaryota; Metazoa; Arthropoda; Insecta; Lepidoptera; Papilionidae.
AUGCCGAAAAACAUCUUAGCGGAGAUGGGCUCCCAAGUGGGCCUAACGCCCGCCAGACAAAACAAAAAGGAAGCAGAAGAAUGGGCGCGUCGUCAGAGUGGGCCCAUGGUCAACCCUUCCUUCGAACCCGAUGACUUCGUCCCGCAAAGCCUGUCACCGGUCAAAGAUGAGAAGAAGAAGCCGGGAGCGGACAAGGGGAUAUUCCUUGUUAACAUGAAAGAAAAAAACUUGCAAGAAGUGGAGGAAUACGAGCCUUACGACAACAGAGUGGUAGAGCACCCCACCACGAACACAGAGACACUACUACACUUGCUUAAGGGCAGCUUGGGGACAGGCAUCCUGGCGAUGCCGCACGCGUUCUCUAAGUCGGGGUACGUGGUGGGCACCAUUGGUACCCUGGUGAUCGGAGUGCUGUGCACCUACUGCAUCCAUGUGCUCAUCGACUCGUGCUACGUGCUGUGCAAGCGCCGGAAGGUGCCCUCGUUGACAUACACGGCGGCAGCUGAGGCUGCACUCUCCGAGGGCCCUGACUGGUGCAAAGCAUGCGCGCCCUAUGCUGCGCACGUGGUAAAUGCGUUUCUGCUCAUCUACCAAAUCGGCAGCUGCUGCGUGUACGUAGUUUUCGUGUCGGAGAAUAUACAAUUCGUACUGACGAAGCACUUCGAGCUGGAAGUGACUGUGACGGAGGUGAUGGUGUGGAUCCUGCUACCGCUGGUGCUUAUCAACUGGGUGCCCGACCUCAAGUAUCUCGCACCCUUCUCCGCCAUCGCUAACGCCGUCACAAUCGUCAGCUUCGCAAUCAUCCUCUACUACAUAUUUAGGGAAAUGCCGAACAUCGAGGGCAAAGUGCCGGCUGGAAAAAUUGCAGAAUUCCCACUAUUCUUCGGAACUGUAUUAUUUGCUUUGGAGGCAAUCGGUGUGAUAUUGCCACUUGAGAACGAAAUGAAAACCCCGAAAGCCUUCGUGGGCAAGUUCGGUGUGCUCAACCGUGCCAUGAUCAGUAUUAUCAUUCUGUACAUGGCCAUGGGGCUGUUCGGCUACCUGCAGUACGGUAACGAAGCCGCCGGCAGCAUAACACUUAACCUGCCUUCCGGAACGGAGACGCUGGCGAACGUGGUGCAGUGCCUGCUUGCGUUCGCGAUCUUCGUAUCACACGGCUUGGCGUGCUACGUAGCCAUCGACAUCUUGUGGAAUGAGUACAUCGGAGUCCGGCUGCUCAACAGUUCGCACCGAUUGCUGUGGGAGUACACACUGCGGACUGUCAUUGUGCUCCUCACAUUCGGCAUCGCAGCGGUAGUCCCGGAACUGGACCUGUUCAUUUCCCUGUUCGGAGCGCUUUGUCUCUCCGCACUGGGGCUGGCGUUCCCCGCCUUCAUCCAGAGCUGCACCUACUGGUACUAUGUGUCGCCCUCGGAACGCAUCCGGAUGAUCAUCAAGAACGCUAUAGUGGUGGUGUUCGGCGCGCUGGGCCUCGUGGUCGGUACAUGGACCUCGCUCGAAGGCAUCAUCACAAAGUUCUUCGGACAAGGAUAUGGACAUGGACCGACACUCAACACGACGGUUAACUUCAACGAAACUAGCCUGGUACCUUGA